Molecule: messenger RNA, 1179 nt
Organism: Trichomonas vaginalis G3
Lineage: Eukaryota; Parabasalia; Trichomonadida; Trichomonadidae
Product: disulfide-isomerase C17h9.14C-related family
Exons: 1
Coding region: 1-1179 (392 amino acids)
Source: RefSeq, a predicted model, not a curated record
AUGAUCUGCUUUUUCCUUUUAAACUCUCUUUCAGUUAACACAAUUACACUUAAAAACUACCAAAAAUACUUCACAGAAGCAGAGCAUAAACCCAUUUUGGUUACACUAAUCUCUCAAUGGUGCCAGCAUUGUUAUCAAUAUAAACCUAUUAAAGAAAAGAUUGAAAGCCACUUCUCUAACAACAAAAAUUUGACAAUAGCAACAAUAAAUUGUGAUUCAGACACUAAAUUAUGCGAUAAAUUUCCAGGAACAGGUACUCCACGAAUCUAUUUUACCACUUCUUCAAUAGAAAAGGCAGAGAAAUUCGAGGAAUCGAGAACAUAUGAAGAAGUAAAGGCAUUUAUAGAAAGGCAUAUCGAGCCGACAGUUAUACAGAUAAAAUCUAAAGAACAAUUAGCUAACAAAUUGAAAGAAAACAUCAACACAUCAAUAUUUAUCUGUCAAGAUCUUAGCGGAUCUCAUAUGAGCGAUUUUUAUUUAAAACUUGCCAACAAAUAUAAUUCUUACCCUGUUAAGUUUCUGAACCUUACGUAUCAAAAAUACAAAUCAGCAGAUCCAAUUAUUGCAUAUUACUACAGUCCUGCAAAAAUCGAAUAUACAAUAAAUUCUUCAAAUUCUUUCAAUAAGAUCGAAAGAUUUAUUCUCGAACACAUAUACCCUCCAUUUGGUAUUGCAUCUAAGUCAUUCUUUGAUAUACAAGUUCAGCUUAAAGAACCUUUCCUUGUUAUCGAAGAUACGAAACACAAAUAUACCAAUCGCUUAAUUUCCUAUUCAAAAGAUUUCCCAGAAGGUUUUAAGUCAGUCGAAAUAGAUUGCACGGAGUAUACGAAGUUUUGUAAAGAAAUUGAAUACGAUCCAGAGCAAAAGCCAUGGAUUUCAAUAGUAAAUCUGAACAGAAAAGUAUACUAUCACUUUAAGGGUGAUUUCAGCAACAAAAAAGAGUUCGUUAACUGGGUAUCAGAUUCUUGGAAUGGGAUUACGAAAGAAGAAGGUAUUGGUGCAGGAUUCCAAGGCAAAAUAAGAGUUUAUGUAAUGCCAGUUGUUCUUGAUUAUGUGUUUUGGAUUAAGUUUGUUGGAGGAAUUUCAAUUAUUGUCUUGCUUUAUAAAUUAUGGAUUGCAGUUCAUCAAAUACGAGAUUUAAAGCGUAGGUGUUCUUAUGAUCAAUGCGGAUUUAAGUGA